Molecule: messenger RNA, 2240 nt
Organism: Colias croceus (clouded yellow)
Lineage: Eukaryota; Metazoa; Arthropoda; Insecta; Lepidoptera; Pieridae
Gene: ArgRS
Product: arginine--tRNA ligase, cytoplasmic
Exons: 1
Coding region: 107-2149 (680 amino acids)
Biological process (GO): arginyl-tRNA aminoacylation
Cellular component (GO): cytoplasm
Molecular function (GO): ATP binding; arginine-tRNA ligase activity
Source: RefSeq, a predicted model, not a curated record
AACAUGCGGCAAAAGUAACCUCCACAUCACGAUACAUAUUUUGUUAUUUUAAAUAUUUUUAUUGUAUUGAAAAUACAACUUUGAUUAAUUCAUAAGUUAAAUCACAAUGUCGGACGAUAAUACUAAAGCAAUUGAAGCUAGGACUUUAAAAGCUGAGAAGGAAGUAAAAGCUAUAGAAGAGGAAAUUGAUAAACUCAUCAAAGGUGAUUUGAGCUAUGUUUCUGAUCCACAGCUUGACAAAUUGCUUUCUGAAAAUGAGAAAUUGAAGCAUCGUCUAUCAAUUUUGGAGAAUGCUAUCAAAGCAGAAAGUUCCCAAGUAGUGAAACGGGAAUCGAGAAAAAGGCCUACGCUCAUCACUGACAUUAACUCUAUAGAGGGUACGUUAAGUGUCCUGGAUGAAUUAAAAAACAUUUUUACGGUUGCUGUAGAUGCAGCUUAUCCAGAUUUAGAAGACCCGCCCGUUGUCAUUACAUUGUCUGGUAAUAAUCCUAAAUUUGGUGAUUAUCAAUGCAAUUCUGCUAUGCCAAUAUCUCAAUUGCUCAAAGCUAAAAAUAUUAAGACAAAUCCAAGAGAAGUGGCUAACAAUAUUCUAAACAAAACACCAACAUCACCUUUGGUUGAAAAAGUGGAAGUUGCAGGCGCUGGGUUUUUAAAUAUUUACCUAAAUAGACCUUUUGCAGAACAUGUGCUCACAUGUAUCCUUAAAUAUGGAGUAAAGCCUCCUCCUGUGAAACGGGAGAGGAUAGUUGUAGAUUUCUCUUCACCAAAUAUUGCUAAAGAGAUGCAUGUUGGUCACUUACGGUCUACAAUUAUUGGUGAAAGUAUAAGCCGAUUGUUAGAGUUUUUAAAUCAUGAUGUUUUACGUAUCAAUCAUCUUGGUGACUGGGGUACACAGUUUGGUAUGUUGAUAGCACAACUUCAAGACAAAUUUCCUGACUACAAAACCGUAUCUCCUCCAAUAUCUGACUUGCAAGCAUUUUACAAGGAAUCUAAGAAGAGGUUUGAUGAAGAUGAGGAGUUUAAGAAGAAGGCUUAUUCCUGCGUUGUUGAAUUACAGUCGGGUAAUCCAGACUUCAUAGCUGCUUGGAAGCUUAUCUGUGAAGUAUCUCGUCGAGAAUUCCAAAAAGUAUAUGAUAGACUUAACAUCAGCAUAAUUGAUCGUGGAGAAUCAUUUUAUCAAAGCCGAAUGGUGACUGUUGUGAAUGAACUUAAGGAAUUGGGCUUGCUUGAGGAAGACGACGGUCGAUUAAUCAUGUGGGGAAAUGAGGAGCGGACUGGCAUUCCAUUGACGAUUGUAAAGUCUGAUGGUGGUUACACCUACGACACAUCAGACAUGGCCACUAUCAAGCAGAGAGCUCAUGAGGAAAAGGGACAAAGAUUGAUUUAUGUUACUGACAAUGGACAAUAUAAUCACUUUGUUAUAAUAGAAGCGUGCGCUCGUAGGGCUGGCAUCCUUAACGACAAUCACCCUGGAAUUGAGCAUGUUGGAUUUGGAGUUGUUUUAGGUGAAGAUAAGAAAAAAUUCAAAACCAGAUCUGGUGAUACAAUCAAACUCAUAUCUCUGAUGGAUGAAGGGUUAAAGAGAGCUCUAGACAAACUAAUUGAGAAGGGCCGUGAUAAAGUGUUAACACCAGAAGAAUUAAAGAAGGCGCAAGAAGCUGUUGCUUAUGGAUGUAUUAAGUAUGCAGAUCUUUCACAUAACCGAAUUAAUGAUUAUAUCUUCUCAUUUGAUAAGAUGUUAGAUGAUAAGGGUAAUACUGCAGUAUAUUUAUUGUACGCUUUGACUAGAAUUCAGUCAAUAGCAAGAACUGCACAAGUAUCUAUGGAUACCUUAAUGAAAGAAGUCGAGAAAACAGGUAUAAAACUAACACAUGAAGCAGAGUGGAAGCUAGGCAAAGUCUUACUCAGAUUCCCAGAAGUUAUUUUGAAAGUAUCAAAAGACCUAUUUCUACACUCUCUGUGUGAGUAUCUGUAUGAAAUUUCAUCAACAUUCACAGAAUUCUAUGACAAAUGUUAUUGUGUAGAGAAAGACAAAAGUGGUAACAUUGUGAAGAUUUUCUACGAAAGAUUAAUGCUGUGUGAAGUGACCGCUCGAGUCAUGCAAAAAUGUUUUGAUAUUUUAGGUAUUGAAACUGUUUCUAAAAUGUAAACCAUUAAGAAUAAAAUAAACAUUUUUCUAAAAUACACUAAUGUAGAUUUUAAUAAUUUAUUAACUAACACAAAUAAAACGCAUCUGUAAA